AUGCGAACGCUGAUUUUUUUGGUAUUCUUCUGCUUCAUUGCCGGGAAUCUUUAUGCCGACCCAGUGUUACGAAUCCCACUGAAAAAGCAAAAAACGAUUCGUGAGCAACUGGUGGAAACGAAUUCAUGGCAUGAGUAUGUGCACAGAAGGCGUCAUUUGUUGAAAAAAUAUUUCCAUAAUCUCGCUAAUAACGAACUCUAUCUUCUAAAGGGGAAAAGCGCUAAUGAAAUUGAUGAAGUACUGAGAAACUACAUGGAUGCUCAAUACUUUGGUGAUAUAUCUAUCGGAACACCUCCACAGAACUUUACUGUUAUUUUUGAUACAGGGUCAUCAAACCUCUGGGUGCCAUCUAAAAGUUGUCCUUUUUAUGACGUUGCUUGUUUGCUUCAUCACAAGUAUGAUUCGAGUAAGUCAAGUACUUACAAAUCUGAUGGUCGAAAAAUGCAAAUUCAAUAUGGAACUGGAUCUAUGAAGGGAUAUAUUUCAUCAGAUACUGUUUGUUUAGCAGAUGUUUGUGCGAAGGAGCAGUUGUUCGCUGAAGCAACAUCAGAACCUGGGUUAACUUUUAUUGCUGCUAAAUUUGACGGUAUUCUUGGUAUGGCAUUCCCAGAAAUCUCUGUUCUCAACAUAACUCCAGUAUUUCACACUAUGAUUGAACAGAAAGUUGUUGCUGAACCGAAUCCACAGGACUCAAUUGGUGGGGAAAUUACUUUUGGUGGCGUUGACCCGAAAAGAUACGAGGAACCAAUUACUUAUAUACCGUUAACACGCCGUGGAUAUUGGCAGUUUACUAUGGACAAAGUUUUAGGAAACGGGGCUGCCCUGGGAUGUCAGAAGACUUGUCAGGCGAUAGCUGAUACUGGGACAUCUUUGAUUGCUGGUCCUAAGGACCAAAUUGAACGAAUCCAGAAUUAUAUCGGCGCUGAACCGUUGUUCAAAGGUGAAUAUAUGGUGCCCUGUGACAAAGUUCCAUCAAUGCCUGACGUAACGUUUGUGAUCGGCGGGAAAGAGUACAGUUUGAAGAGCACUGAUUACGUACUUAAUAUGACUGCAAUGGGAAAAACUAUUUGCCUUUCUGGGUUUAUGGGACUUGAUUUACCAACCAGAGUUGGCGAGUUGUGGAUUCUUGGUGACGUGUUUAUCGGUCGUUUUUACACAGUUUUUGACGUUGGCAAAGAAAGAGUAGGAUUUGCCCAAGCAAAACCGUCUUCUGAAAACGUGUAA
Molecule: messenger RNA, 1224 nt
Organism: Enterobius vermicularis (human pinworm)
Lineage: Eukaryota; Metazoa; Nematoda; Chromadorea; Rhabditida; Oxyuridae
Source: the annotation of a GenBank genome assembly